CUUAGAAAUAACAUUUCGGUAUGAAUUUAUACUCUUGUUCAGUUCUGCAAUCUGCGCGUCGGAAUCAUUUUCAGUCUCGAACGCAAUCGUACACCAAACUCUGAUAAUAAUAUAUCACAAAUUAAAUUGGCAAGCAAUUUAAUUUGUAAUAUUGACGCUAAUAAGCAUCUAUCAAGCAGUCAGAGACCGGUUUGUGCAUAAAUCGUGUAAGCUAAUACUUGUAUAUCGGACAACAAGCAUUUGUAGUGAGUAUUCACAUAAUUUAAACAUGAAUUCGGUGGAAGAAGUGUAUGGUAGCGGAUGGGCAGCGUGGUGGAGAAAAUAUUCAACAGCAUUACAAAUUGGAACGACAAUUUCGUGCAAUAUCGCGUAUCUUGCGGAUGCCGGACACACACAUAAGGCUGUGACGCUUUCGAUGGUUUUGCUGGGUGGUGCUACUUUGUACUGUUUCUUCAGUCGUCGGCGGAAAAUAAAUGCACGGGAUCUUAUCGUUAUAACCGGUUGUAAUUCCGGUUUGGGCUAUAGUCUAGCGAUGCACUGUCGUGCCAAGGGUGCGAUGGUUUUGGCCGGAGUGCGCGAAAUGCCAACAGUGCCUUCUAACGCCGUUGAAGCAUUAAGGAAUAAAGGCGUUAUUGUUCAUCAAGUCGAUAUUACGGAUGGACAAUCCGUUCGGGAUUUUCGUCACAAAGUUAAAGAACUGUUGGAGGAGCGGCAGUUAGUACUGCGCACGUUGGUGAAUAACGCAGGGGUGAUGGUUUUUGGCGAAUUCGAGUGGCAAACGCAGAAACUCGCGGAGUAUCAGGUAAACGUGAAUCUGUUGGGAACGAUGAAAAUCACGCGAGAGUUGAUGCCGAUUUUACGGGAGAAUCGCAGCAGAAUUAUCGUGAUAUCUAGUCAUUGCGCUAAUGAGUCCUUACCGGGUACAAGCAUCUAUGGGGCUACGAAGGCCGCCCUCCUCGCAUGGACCACUUCUCUUCGGGUAGAGGUUGGCAAAUACGGGGUCGAAGUGGUCUCCUUUAUACCGGGUGGCUUUGUAUUACAAAGCAAUAUCAUGAAACGGCAACGGCUGCACUUUGAUGAAAUGAGACAACACAUGUCGGAGGAAGUGAAACAAUUUUACGGCAACUAUUUCACUCGAUACGCAGAGUACUUUUGUAUGCCCUCGCUUACGGAAAAUCGAGAUCAUGCAAAGAUUAUAUCAGAUCCGAAAAUUUAUGAAACCUUUGACAACGCUCUUCUCAAUAUCUAUCCUUCGGCAGUUUACAGAUGUGAGUCAUGGAGAUACUUCUUUUAUCGUAUUUUAUUCAAAAGCACUCCAAUGUCCAUGCGCGACCGAUUGGUACAACGUUUCGUCGUAACACCGCCAUGGAAGACCGAUGAAAAGUAA
This is a messenger RNA of Mycetomoellerius zeteki, 1387 nucleotides long. RefSeq names its product SDR family oxidoreductase shroud (gene sro). The record is from RefSeq and is a predicted model, not a curated record. NCBI's taxonomy places the organism in Eukaryota, Metazoa, Arthropoda, Insecta, Hymenoptera, Formicidae. The transcript is spliced from 6 exons. Gene Ontology annotation, molecular function: oxidoreductase activity. Gene Ontology annotation, biological process: steroid metabolic process. The coding region runs from base 269 to 1387 and encodes 372 amino acids. Gene Ontology annotation, cellular component: intracellular membrane-bounded organelle.